This is a messenger RNA of Brachypodium distachyon (stiff brome), 1434 nucleotides long. RefSeq names its product homoserine kinase. The record is from RefSeq and is a predicted model, not a curated record. The coding region runs from base 34 to 1176 and encodes 380 amino acids. Gene Ontology annotation, molecular function: ATP binding; homoserine kinase activity. NCBI's taxonomy places the organism in Eukaryota, Viridiplantae, Streptophyta, Magnoliopsida, Poales, Poaceae. The transcript is spliced from 2 exons. Gene Ontology annotation, biological process: L-threonine metabolic process.
CAAAGGAACCCAACCCCGCACGCACUAAGCAAAAUGGCGGCGGCGGCGGCGACUGUACCAUCUCCGGCCACCUCCUUCCCCUCCACCACCCGCAAGGCAACGGUGCUGUCUCUCCGCGUCUCUAGGAGAUUCAAAGUCGCCGCUUCCGCAGCCGCCUCGCCGGGCCCGGACCCAUCCCCGGCCUUCAAGUCCGUGACGGCCUUCGCGCCGGCCACGGUGGCCAACCUGGGCCCGGGCUUCGACUUCCUCGGCUGCGCUGUCGCCGACGCCUCCCUCUCCCUCGGCGACACCGUCACCGCCACCCUCGACCCGUCCCUGCCCCCCGGCACCGUCGCCAUCGCCGGCAUCACCUCCCCGUCCCGGCCCCACCUCGCAGACCGCCUCUCCCGCGACCCGCUCCGCAACUGCGCCGGCAUCGCCGCCGCCGCCGCGCUCCAGGCCCUCGGCGUCCGCUCCCACGCCGUCUCCCUCCGCCUCGCCAAGGGCCUCCCCCUCGGCUCCGGCCUCGGCUCCUCCGCCGCAUCCGCCGCCGCAGCCGCCAAGGCCGUCGACGCGCUCUUCGGCUCCCUUCUCUACCGCGACGACCUCGUCCUCGCCGGGCUCGAGUCCGAGAAGGCCGUCAGCGGCUUCCACGCCGACAACAUCGCCCCCGCCAUCCUCGGCGGCUUCGUCCUCGUCCGCAGCUACGAGCCCUUCCACCUCAUGCCCCUCCCGUGCCCGCCGGCCCUCCGCCUGCACUUCGUCCUCGUCACGCCAGACUUCGAGGCGCCCACCAGCAAGAUGCGCGCCGCGCUGCCCAAGCACGUCGCAAUCAAGCACCACGUGCGCAACUCCAGCCAGGCCGCCGCCCUCGUGGCCGCCGUGCUGCAAGGCGACGCCGGGGUCAUCGGCUCCGCCAUGUCCUCCGACGGCAUCGUGGAGCCGACCAGGGCGCCGCUGAUACCUGGCAUGGUGGCGGUGAAGGCUGCUGCUCUGGAAGCUGGCGCACUGGGAUGCACCAUCAGUGGAGCAGGGCCGACCGCCGUGGCUGUCAUUGAGGGGGCAGAGAAGGGGGAGGAGAUUGCUCGGAGGAUGGUGGACGCAUUCUUGUCGGUAGGGAAGCUGAAAGCAACGGCAACAAUCGCGCAGCUCGACAGAGCCGGUGCCAGGGUUAUCUCCACCUCUAGUUUGGAGUAGAAAGAUUUUAGUGCUCUUGUAUCCAUUCGUGUAUUUUCCGGGCCUGAUGCUGAUGGUGUAUGGUAGGCCCUUCCUGGGUUGAGCAAACUGCUGGGCUUGUGCCCCGCAUUGAUAGCAAUAAGUUGGUGUGAUGCAGUUGAAGAGAGGGCGCCGAUUGGCAUGACCUGUCGUCAGAAUAAUGUGUGCCCAAUCUCGUCUUGUUGUAAUUUGGUGUUAAUUCUUCACACUUGAUGAAUAAUAUGCGGUCGAUUUGAGAUA